GUGACGUCAGCGCGCGGGGCGGGGCCGGCGGCGCGGGCGGGGCGGGACGGCCGCGGCCCAUUGUGGGCAGGGGCCGGGCGGGCUCCGCGCCGCUCAGCGCCGCGCCGGCAGGUACGGCGGGUCCGCGCCGCGGGGUUUCCAAAGGGCGUAUUUAUCUUCCAGAGUGCUGCCUAAGUGUCGCUUAAUCAUUAAGCAUCUGAUUUCCUCCAAGUUAUCUGUCAUGCUGCUUAUGAUCUAGCGCCCAGGAGGGAGGGACGCCGAGGGUUUUGGCCAUGGCCCCGAGGAAGAGGAGCAGUCGGGGGAUCUCCUUCAUCUUCUGCUGCUUUCGCAGCAGCGACCACCCCGAGAUCACAUACCGGCUGCGCAAUGACAGCAGCUUCGCCCUGCAGACCAUGGAGCCCGCGCUGCCCAUGCCGCCGGUGGAGGAGCUGGACGUCAUGUUCACCGAGCUGGUGGAUGAACUUGACCUCACGGACAAGCACAGAGAGGCCAUGUUUGCGCUCCCAGCGGAGAAGAAGUGGCAGAUCUACUGCAGCAAGAAGAAGGACCAGGAAGAAAAUAAAGGAGCCACCAGCUGGCCAGAGUUUUAUAUCGAUCAGCUGAAUUCAAUGGCUGCUAGAAAAACACUGAUCGCCUUGGAAAAAGAAGAUGAGGAGGAGAGAAAUAAAACAAUCGAAAGUUUGAAGACUGCACUGCGGACGAAACCAAUGAGGUUUGUUACCCGGUUCAUUGACCUGGAUGGCUUGUCGUGUAUUCUGAACUUUCUCAAAAGCAUGGACUAUGAGACAGCAGAGUCUCGAAUACAUACCUCGCUCAUUGGAUGUAUAAAAGCACUAAUGAACAACUCUCUGGGCCGGGCUCACGUCCUGGCCCAUUCAGAGAGUAUUAACGUAAUUGCUCAGAGUCUGAGCACGGAGAAUAUUAAGACGAAGGUGGCAGUGCUGGAAAUCAUGGGCGCUGUGUGCCUGGUUCCCGGGGGCCACAAAAAGGUACUGGAGGCGAUGCUGCACUACCAGAAAUACGCCAGCGAACGGACUCGUUUUCAGACGCUGAUCAAUGACUUGGACAAGAGCACGGGGCGGUAUCGAGAUGAAGUGAGCCUCAAGACAGCCAUCAUGUCCUUUAUCAACGCAGUCCUGAGCCAGGGGGCAGGCGUGGAAAGCCUGGAUUUCAGACUCCAUCUGAGAUAUGAAUUUCUCAUGCUUGGGAUCCAGCCAGUCAUUGAUAAACUAAGAGAACAUGAAAAUUCAACUCUUGACCGGCACUUAGAUUUUUUCGAAAUGCUUAGAAAUGAAGAUGAACUGGAAUUUGCCAAAAGAUUUGAGCUGGUCCACAUCGACACCAAAAGUGCGACUCAGAUGUUUGAGCUGACGAGGAAGAGGCUGACGCACACCGAGGCGUACCCGCACUUUAUGUCCAUCCUGCACCACUGUCUCCAAAUGCCUUAUAAAAGAAGUGGCAAUACUGUCCAGUACUGGCUGCUGCUUGACAGGAUCGUGCAGCAGAUCGUCAUCCAGAGUGAUAAAGGGCAGGACCCCGACGCCACUCCCCUGGAAAACUUCAAUAUUAAAAACGUCGUCCGAAUGUUAGUCAAUGAAAAUGAAGUGAAACAGUGGAAAGAGCAAGCAGAAAAAAUGAGAAAAGAGCACAGCGAGCUCCAGCAGAAGCUGGAGAAGAAGGAGCGGGAGUGCGACGCCAAGGCCCAGGAAAAGGAAGAAAUGAUGCAGACGCUGAACAAGAUGAAGGAGAAGCUGGAGAAGGAGUCCAGCGAGCACAAGCAGGUCAAGCAGCAGGUGGCGGAUCUCACGGCACAACUCCACGAGAUGAGCAGGAGGGCGAUCUGUGCUGCUGGCCCCGGAGGACCUCCCUUACCACCAGGAGCUCCUGGUGGCCCUUUACCUUCUCCAGCUCUUGGAUCCCUUCUUCCCCCUCCACCACCACCCCCACCCCCAGGGGAAUGUCCCCCACCGCCUCCCCCCCCACCACCCCCUCCAGGCGGUCCCCCACCUCCUCCUGGCCCCCCACCCCUGGAUGGGGUGAUGCCUCCCCCUGGAGCACCUCUGGGCUUUGCCCUGAAGAAGAAGAGCAUCCCACAGCCAACGAACGCCCUGAAGUCCUUCAACUGGUCCAAGCUGCCAGAGAACAAACUGGCAGGCACCGUGUGGACCGAGAUAGAUGAUGCAAAAGUUUUCAAAAUCCUGGACCUCGAGGACCUGGAAAGGACGUUCUCUGCCUACCAAAGACAGCAGGACUACUUUGUGAAUGGUAACUCCAGACAGAAGGAAGAUGCUAUCGAUGACACUUUGAGUUCCCGGCAUAAAGUCAAGGAGCUUUCAGUCAUAGACGGCCGGAGAGCUCAGAAUUGCAAUAUCCUCCUCUCCAGGCUUAAACUCUCCAACGAGGAGAUCAAGCGAGCAAUUUUGACGAUGGAUGAGCAAGAGGACCUCCCAAAAGACAUGCUGGAGCAGCUCCUGAAGUUUGUCCCUGAAAAGGGUGAUAUUGACCUCCUGGAAGAGCAUAAGCACGAGCUGGACCGUAUGGCCAAGGCUGACCGGUUCCUCUUUGAAAUGAGCAGGAUAAACCAUUAUCAGCAAAGGCUGCAGUCCCUCUACUUCAAGAAGAAGUUUGCAGAGAGAGUUGCAGAAGUCAAACCCAAGGUGGAAGCCAUCCGUGCCGGCUCCAAGGCGGUGCUGCAGAGCGGCAGCCUCCAGCAGCUGCUGGAGGUGGUCCUGGCCUUCGGGAACUACAUGAACAAAGGCCAGAGGGGCAACGCCUUCGGGUUUAAGAUCUCCAGCCUCAACAAGAUCGCGGACACCAAGUCCAGCAUUGACAAGAACAUCACCCUUCUGCACUAUCUCAUCACGAUUGUGGAAAAGAAAUACCCCAAAGUCCUCCGCCUGCACGAGGAGCUGCGAGACAUCCCACAGGCAGCCAAAGUCAACAUGACCGAGCUGGAGAAAGAAAUAAACACUUUGAGGAGCGGCCUGAGAGCAGUGGAGACUGAGCUGGACUUCCAGAAGUCUCAGGUUCAGCAAGCGGGUGACAAGUUUGUGUCUGUCGUCAGCCAGUUCAUCACGUUAGCCAGCUUCAGCUUCUCAGAUGUUGAAGAUCUUCUGAUGGAAGCAAAAGAGCUGUUUGCCAAGGCUGUGAAGCACUUUGGAGAAGACACGGACAAAAUGCAGCCCGAUGAGUUCUUUGGCAUUUUUGACCAGUUCCUUCAAGCUGUGACCGAGGCCAAGCAGGAGAACGAGAACAUGAGGAGGAGGAAGGAAGAGGAGGAGCGCCGGGCACGCAUGGAGGCACAGCUGAAGGAGCAGCGGGAGCGGGAGCGCAAGGCGAGGAAGGCGAAGGAGAGCGGGGAGGAAGGUGGCGAGUUCGACGACCUCGUCUCGGCCCUGCGCUCGGGCGAAGUCUUCGACAAAGACCUCUCCAAGCUGAAGCGCAACCGCAAGCGCAUCACCAACCAGCUGGCCGACAGCAGCCGCGAGAGGCCCGUCACCAAACUCAACUUCUGAAAAACAAACAGCAACAAAAACUGGCGAAAAGAAAAAAUAAAAAAGAACACGUGUCGGUCUUUUUGAAGUGGCUAGGCUUUUGGUUUCUUUUAAUUCCCAUUAUACUGCCUUGCCAUUCAAAGCGAAA
Molecule: messenger RNA, 3642 nt
Organism: Columba livia (rock pigeon)
Lineage: Eukaryota; Metazoa; Chordata; Aves; Columbiformes; Columbidae
Gene: DAAM1
Product: dishevelled associated activator of morphogenesis 1
Exons: 27
Coding region: 273-3515 (1080 amino acids)
Biological process (GO): actin cytoskeleton organization
Cellular component (GO): stress fiber
Molecular function (GO): small GTPase binding; actin binding
Source: RefSeq, a predicted model, not a curated record